CCAACCUCUCUCUAAACAUCCCAGAAACAUUUCCUCCUCCUUCUCUCUUCAUUUCUCAACCCCAAAUCAUCAACCCAUCUUCAACCAUAACUAAUCACUUUCUCAUCCAAGAUUAAGUCAAGAUUAGCAUCAAAGCUCCAAGGAUUGUCAUCAAUCACAAGUUUGAUCUUCCUUAUCUCAUUAAAUCUUGUACUUUAAUCAUGGAUUCAUCUAUUUCUAUGUUUCCCAACAUGUAUAGCUAAAUAAAUUUGGGGCUAGAAAUUGGUUAAUUAAUUGUUCUUAUAAUGUUUUAAUUUGUAUUGAUUUUAAUUGUUAAGUUUAUUCUAUUUAGAUUGUUGUGUCCAGAAACUUAAUUAUGUUGUGUUUAUGAUAUAUAUUAUGAGUACUCAAUCAUAAACAUAUUGUUUGUUAAAUACACAAAUGAACACUUUCUGAACACACCGUUAAACUUCUUUUACCUUGUCCCGGAUUGAAGUUUUACGGGAGAAUUUAAUUAUUUAAUUAUAUUAUUUACACCACGGGGUUGGGUAAAUAAUAUAGUUAAUAAUUAAGGUUGUCGUUGCACUUAAACAACUAGUCUCGUUUUGGCCAUCACUGGGAAAUGUUGACUAGUUACUUAUUUUAGGUGACUUGUGUUGGAUCCUAAAAUAUUUAUCUACAACUUCUCACAAUCUAUCUAAGAAUAAAAUUAGCAAUUAUGUCUUACAAAUGAGCAUUGAACAAUUAGUUGCCAAUUUCUACCCCUACUUGCUAUUGGUUGAACUUUGUGUUGAUAAAAAUCUCCUCUCAAUCACUUUUAUUUAAUUACUUUUCCAAGCAAACAAAAAUCAAAAGAAACGCACUCCCAACUUUAAUCCUUAGUUUGUGCUUAAUUAUUUUAUUUCCCGCUUCUCUGUGGUUCGACACCCUACUUCCUUGGGUAAAAAAAUAGUUGUGUGCCCAUUAUAUGCUACACACCACACAUCUUACGGGAUUGCGCCUUGGCUAAACAGGUGUGGCGGAGUAGGGGUUGGAUUUUUUUUUUUCAACUAGCAGUGGCUAGUUUUGGUGGUGGGCAAGCAAGGAGGCAGAAAGUGGAUCUAAGGAGGAGUUUGACCAGAUUAUUAUGGCUGCAUGGAGUUUGUGGAAAGCUCGGAACGAGAAGGUUUGGAAGAAAUUAAAUCCAAACUGGAAGGGAGUUAUCACUUAUGGCAACGCCAUGCUAGAGGGUUGGCGGGAUGCGCAGCAGUCCAAGAUCCAGGAUCGGACAAAGAAGGAGCAGAGAGGUAAAUGGCAGGCUACGGAUGUGAGUUCAGUGAAAAUAAAUGUUGAUGCUUCUGUACCCACCGAGGAAGAUACAAGAGGAUUGGGGAUGAUUGCUUGUGAUAGCCAUGACCAGUUUUUAGCAGGUAAGAGCAUAAGAAGAUGGGGACGUCUCUCACCUGGGACGACGGAGGCACUCGCAAUGGAGGAAGCGGUUCGAUGGGCUAGGGAGCGAGGAUGACAAAUGAUAAUUGUGGAAUCGGACGCUCAACACAUUGUGCAGGGACUUCACAAAGGGGAUGGUAUUCAUUAUAAUGAUAGUCCUUCCGUCCCUAAAUGUUUGUCACACUUUCCCGAAACGGAUGUCCCAAAAUGUUUGUCAUACUUUUUCAACUUUCUUAUUUGGUAAACAAAUCUAUACCAAACAGUGUCAAACAGUGCAAAACAGUGCCAAACAGUACCGCUACAGUGUGAAACAGUGUCGUUAUAAGUGUAGAGUCAAAUUCAUCUCCUUAAAACUUGUGAAGUCAAAGUGUGACAAACAUUUAGGGACAGAGGAGUAUUAUUUUUGAGUAUUAGACACAUGAUGACUGAGUUUGCUAAUAUAAGUGUCCAAUUUGUGCACCGUUCAGCGAACCAGGCUGUCCAUAUUCUUGCUAGGGAAGCCUGUUCUGGAAUUUUCGGUAUUUGGAUUGAUAAUCUACCUGAUUGUGUUGUACAUGUCUUAAGGCAUGAUAUGAAUUAAUGAAGUUAUUGGAUUUUCAAAAAAUAGAAUAAAAUAAAGGCUCAUAGAUAUUAAUAUAUAUUUUAUUUAAUAUAAAGGCUCAUAAAAUAAAAUAAAGGCUCAUAGGUAUAAUUUCCUUCAGCAGUAUUGGUAUUAUACAUUAUUUGUUUUCUUAUGUCACUUUCAUUAAUUUGUGUAUGGCCCUUGCCAUUUUAUAAAUUAGCUCUUAUACGACCCUUGGGUCACGACCGUUCAUGUAUAUGAAUUAAUGUUUUUUAUCCAUUCUUGCUUAGCUACUCUAAGACUCCUUGUUAUGAUUUUUUUAACAAAAUACACAUGUUUAGAGGUAUUUUAAUUUUUUUGUUUAAUUGAAACUUAUUUAUAUAAAUAUGACUACUAGUUACUGACUUACUUAUAAAAUCUUGUUUGGGUUUCAUGUGUUUAUUGAUUGAUUGAUUAGUCAAUAAUGAAGGUCGGUCUGAGGUUCUCCUUGCACGGACUAUGUUUGCAUUAUUAUGGUAAGUCUAAUGAUCUGGUAGGAAGUAAUAGAAUUAUUAUAGGCUCAGUAUUGUACUUUACAUUAAACUCUCUCUAAUAUAAAUAUAUCUGCCAGGGCUCCUCAGGGAGUAACCUUUUCCAUUAUUUCACAUGGUAUCAGAGACCUAAAUUUUUCCUCUCCCUCUUCUUCCUUCAUCGCUGACAUUCCCGGUGCCUACUCAAUGUUUCGGACUCUUCAUCCGGGAUUUCCGUGGCAGCCAUCUGCCAUGCCAGCGGCCCCAGGCCUCUACACGCCACCCUUCUCGGCUGGAUCAUCGUUUGCCGGUCCCACUUUUGUUGGCUCACCUAGUGUCUCCUCUGUCAUCCCUCCCUCUCGCACACCAGCAGCCAUCCCGACUGGCUCACUCCUCACAGAUCUCGCCCAGAGUAUCUCACAUGUGGCAACUAAUGUCACAAAUAUUGUAACUACCAAAUUAUUAGCAGUGGAAGACUACACUACCUGGCGUACACAGUUCGAAUCGUUUUUGGUGUCCCAAGCUCUCCUUGGCAUGGUUGAUGGCUCCAUUCAGGUACCCCCUGCUUAUUCCAUAGAUGCUCUUAACCGUCAAACUCACAAUCCCGAAUUUUCUACUUGGUUAAGAAUUGAUCAAACCAUCUUUUCAUGGUUAUUUGCAACCCUAUCUAGGGAUGUUCUUAUCGAUGUACGUGAUUUAAAACAUUCAUAUGAAAUUUGGGAGCGGUUGGAGUCUCGGUUUAUGUCUGCUAGUUUAGCGAGAUCUAUGGAAUUAAAGCGUUUAUUUAAUCAAAUUAAAAAGAAACCUGAUCAGUCCAUGGAUAAUUAUUUGCGAGAAAUUAAAACAUUAGCUGAUGAUCUUGCCACAAUCAAUUGCCCUGUGCCUCAGCGUGAAAUUUUAAAAACUACUAUUAUGGGUCUAGGACCUGAGUAUGAAUCUUUAUACACUGUUGUGUCCUUAUUUGGACAAAAUUUCCCGUUUGAGACUCUCCGUAAUCAUCUUCUUGAGUUAGAGCAGCGGGUCCUUUAUCUCCGCUCCCAGGAGUCCCAGUCCAUUCAUCAGGCGUUUGGCGCGGCUGUUUCAUAUCCCAGGCAGUCGUCUGGGCAUCAGCCAACCCAGCAGAAUUCAGGAUCCACUCACCCGGUCGGGCAACAGACUUACCCGGUCGGGCAGGCUCGGCAGAACGGCGCUCCACAACGCGGACGAGGACGUGGGCGCGGCAGAGGCCGCGGAGGCAGGGGGCGUGGCCGAGGACAGCAGCAGCAGGCAUAUUGGUUCCCCCAGGGGCAUCAUGUUUAUUACCCCGGAGGGGGUGGGCAGCCGAGUACUCCUGCAGGGGGUGUGACAUCUACAGGCUUGCCAUCAGACGGAGGUAUUCUCGGAUCUGUUCCCCAUCCUGUUGUCUGUCAAAUUUUUUUUUCUGCAGGUCAUUCUGCCAUUAACUGUCCUUCCCGUUUCACACAACCGACGUCUCCUGCUCUGUUGACCACUCCCGGUGACACUACUCCUGCUCUAUGGUUUCCUGAUUCAGGAGCUUCUGCUCAUAUGACUGCAUCUGAAGGACAAAGCAACGGGGGCAAUACUUCUGCGAGCUACUAGUAGUGGACCACUUUAUCCUCUCCAUCUGCCGUCUGCAUCACCAUUAGUUUUUGCUUCCGUUUUAGCUUCUGGCCCUGUGUGGCACCGUAGAUUAGGUCACUGUGGUGAUAGUACUUUACAGUUUCUUAAGAGAAAACAAUUUUU
Molecule: messenger RNA, 4221 nt
Organism: Cuscuta europaea
Lineage: Eukaryota; Viridiplantae; Streptophyta; Magnoliopsida; Solanales; Convolvulaceae
Source: the annotation of a GenBank genome assembly